AUGUCCACACCAGAAGACAACGAAAACCCAUUGGAAGAAAAUACAAAACUAGAAGAAAAAUCUGACACGAUCGAAAGUGACUUUCCCUUGGAAAAACUAUUGAAAUUAUCAAAAUCGUUCAAAGCUGGCGUUGAUACUAAUUUGAAUAAAUUUAAGGAAGAAAAAAUGUCUAUGAUCAACGAAAUGUCAAGUAUGAAUUGUAUAGUAAUACCCAAUGAGAAACAUAUUGAAACAAAUAGUUUUACUGAAAAACUAUCACUAAAUAAACACAACAAUGAGGAUUCAGAAGUUUUGUUGUUGGGAAGAAAUUGUAACACACAUAGUAUUUUAGAAGAAGAAUUAAAAAAUGUAUUAGAGUCCUUUGAUGCCCAAAGCAAUAGAAACGAAAUCAAACAAGAUCUGCAGAUUAACAAGGAGGCUAAAGAAAACGAUUGUAUGUACACGCCGUCCAUACAAAAUAAAAUUAGUGAGCUGCAUCAAAUGUUAAACUUUGACCAAACUAACAGUGAAAAAACUAAUUAUUUAAAGAAGAUCCUUGAAGUAGAAAACAAAUGUAAAUAUUGGACAGACAAAUAUGAUGAAUUACAUGAGAAAUACUUGCGACUAGAAGCCAAACGUGUAUGCAUCGAAAAAGAAAAUUGUGGUUAUCAGAUGGAAAUAUCAAGAAUUAAAAUGAUUGAAAAUGAAAACUCACGUCUUAAACAAGCAAUAGAUAAAUCGAAUCGUGUUCGUAAGCAAUUAGAAGUUGCACUAGAAUCAUGCCACGAAGUUGUUUAUAAAUAUCAAACGGACGUGGAAGUCGCCAGAUAUAAUGUUAAUGAAGCGCUCAAAAUGAUAGAAAAAACUUACUCAGAAAAAGAUAAACUUGUGAUGGAUUUAAAAAAAUCAAAUGAAAAAAUAGUCAAAUUGGAAAAUGAGCUAACAAAUUUAAUACAAGAAGCAGGUACAAAAGUCAAUUUGGAAGUGGAGAAAGUGAAAACCAUGUACAAAGACAAAUUACGCGAGGCUAAUGUCGAAAUCGAGUUUCUACGCACGGAAAAGCAGAUCAUGUUUAAUAAAACCCAACAAAUAUCAAAAGAGUAUGAAACUAUAAAUAAGAAAUACACAUCUAUCAAUCAGAAGUGUGUGAAUGAACCAGAUGUAUAUGCAAAGAAAGUGACAAUGCUUGCCCAACAAAUCAAAGAGUACGAAGACACAUUCAACAAUUUAAUAGUAGAUGUCGAAGUUCUAAAAGAAACAAAUAGGCAACUUCAAGAGAGUUAUGCGAGAAAAAAAACUAAAUAUGUAAUGGAAAUAGCAUUUUUAAAGGAUACAACUAAAUCACUAGAAAACCAUUUAAACAUAGCAAUACAUGAAAUAUCUGAAAACAAUGGGAUCAUUUUGGAAUCAUCAGAUAGAAUAAAAAAAUUGGAAUUGGAAAUUAGUAAAUUACAACGGCCAGAAGACAAUUUUGAACAAAAAGAAAUGCAAAUUAACGAACUUACAAGACACGUAGAAGCACAAAAACAAAUGGUGGAGAUGUGGAGAGUAGAGAUGCACAAUAUGAUUGGAGGAUUUAAACAGAAAAUCAACGAGCUCAAACAUCACUGCAGUAAACUUUAUAAGAAAAAUGGAAAAUUGAAACGAAUAAUAGAUAAUUCAAAACCAAAAUGUUUGAUUUCCAAAAAAAAACGAAUGCACAAAACCAGGAAGAAUAAAAAAUCAAAUUUUCCCUCAAUGUCAACGUCGACGUCAACUUAG
This is a messenger RNA of Macrosiphum euphorbiae (potato aphid), 1740 nucleotides long. The record is from the annotation of a GenBank genome assembly. Lineage: Eukaryota; Metazoa; Arthropoda; Insecta; Hemiptera; Aphididae.